Molecule: messenger RNA, 1097 nt
Organism: Lolium rigidum
Lineage: Eukaryota; Viridiplantae; Streptophyta; Magnoliopsida; Poales; Poaceae
Exons: 1
Coding region: 25-966 (313 amino acids)
Cellular component (GO): plastid
Source: RefSeq, a predicted model, not a curated record
GGCUCCGGCCGCCGCAAGCACACGAUGCUCCCGGCCGCCGCCGCACGACCCUGCCUUUUCUCCCCAGCGCCACCGAACCCCACAGCUCGGGCGGUGCCCCUCCUCCCUCGUAGCUCCACCGCCACGCCGCCCAAACCGGUCCGGCUCCUCCGGCCUCUCCGAGCCACUGGCGCCGGCGCCGGCGCCGGUCCGCCGGGAGCGUCCUCGCGCCCGGCGAGGGACCGCGUGAUCGACUUCGGCAAGUACAAGGGCCAGAUGCUGGGCACGCUGCCGCCUGCCUACCUCCGGUGGGUCGUGGCGGAGCUCGACUACGGGGACACGGCGCGCUGGGCGCGGCUGGCGCGGGACGUGCUGGACGACCCCGUCUACGUCGACCGCGUCGAGUGGGAGCACGCGCACCGCUUCCUCCGCGGCGACUCCAAGUACGACUACGUCUACGACGACGCCCAGGACGGCAGCGACGGGCCGCUCCAGGAGAUGGCCGAGCGCUUCGGCUGGGACCUCUCCGACGAGGACGGAUGGAGCCGCCUCGACUAUCGCCUCCUCGGCACCUCCUACGGCGGCCGCAUCCCAAGAAAGGCCGACCGGACCCAGAGCAGCGGCGGCGCCCUGUUCGACACAGAUGCGGCGGCUGGCCCGGACGGGGACGGGCCGAGGGGGAAGAGGGACGAGAGGAGGGAGCGGAUGCGGAUGAGGAGGGAUGAGCAGGUGAGGACGGCCAAGAUGGGCAUUCUUGGGGUGAGCCCCGGCGCGAAGGACGCCGGCGCUCUGGGGACGCCGAGGAAGGCCCGCAUUGGAGCGGCGGCGAAGAAGGACAUCCUGGGGCUGGGCAGGGGCAGCCGCGGCGGCGACGUGCUCCGCGAGAGGGCUGUGCCACCGGGGAAAGACGGCGAGGGAGGGAGCCCGUUCCCCGGCCGGCAGGCGUUCCUGGACAAAGUCAGGAAGCUCAAGGGCGAUGAUAGCUAGCAGCACUGGCAGCUAGGUGAUUUCGUCAAAAAUAAAACUGUUGCUGGGAUUGCUGAAAUUCUUUGGCCUUCAGAUUGUGACCAUGGAUCAUGGCAUCGUGCAAUUCGUGAUUGUGCGUCGCUUUGCCCGUG